Messenger RNA from Symbiodinium pilosum, 711 nucleotides. The record is from the annotation of a GenBank genome assembly. NCBI's taxonomy places the organism in Eukaryota, Dinophyceae, Suessiales, Symbiodiniaceae.
AUGGGCGCAGCAGGGACGAAGGUCCUCUCAUGCCAACGAUCCUGCGAGACGACGUGCGUCGAACAUGCUGGGGUUGAUAUCUAUGCAAUGACGCAAUGUGCAGGCAUUGGAGGCCACCCAGACGGGGACUUGGCGGGCACGGAGGCCAUGAAUGUGCACAAGCUGCUAGUGGCAGCCAGAGAGGGCAGAGAGGAUGAGAUUGCCAAUAUCCUCUCAGAAGGCAUACCUAUUGAUAGGAGGCGACCCUUCUUCAUGAAGCGCGAGCAGGAGAUCAUCCCCAAAUCUACUUCGCAAGGGCUGCGGGAGCCCGGCAUGACGGCCUUAAUGUAUGCAGCGCAAUCGGGUUACCCAUCCUGCUGCGCACGGCUGCUAGUCGCAAAGGCCAACCCAAAUGCGGAGGAUGAGGAUGGCACCCGACCUCUUCAUUUCGCUGCGUCGUCUGGCAGACUCGAUGUUUGCAAAUUGCUCCUCGAGUACAAGGCUGAUGUGGCCGCUCUAACUGAUGAUGGCAAGACAGCUUUCGACUUCGUGCCUGACGACGCCAUGCCAACAGCGAGGCAGUACCAGAUCUGGGGCAGCAUUUUGCAGAAGAGCCAGGUGGCGCAGGUGGGAGAUGAAAAAGGACCUCUAACGCAGACUGAUGGCAGCGAUGCAAAGACCGAUUUUGAGCAGGAAGCUCACCCUGAUCCUGAUGCACUGAAAAACAGCUAG